CGCCUAGUAGAAAAUGUUUGAACUACGAAGUGAAGCAAACAUUGUGAAAUUGCGCGGAAAUUAUUGAAAAGGAGCAGAUAUAGUGCACAUAAUAGCAAUAUUAAGUGCUGAUAUUGGUGCAGAAGUGGAAGCGUCAUGGGAGGCCGAAAAUGUGUGGUUUCCGGCUGUCCAUCGCACUCGGCGAGGAAGGAGGAUCGCGGAGUGACAUUUCACAAGUUUCCUCACAAUCCCAAGACACGCAUUCAGUGGCUGAACAUGUGCAAAAUGGAUCCGACACUGUUGCCCCCGAAGAGCAUGAAUGUGUGUUCUCGCCACUUUCGUCAAGUGGACUUUCAGACAUUUAAGGGCACCAAAUGCCUCCUGAAAAUUGGAACCUAUCCGACAAUCUUUCCCUGGGGCGUGACGCCAGAUCUACCGACAGAGGGCGAUCAGAAGAAGCUAAACGCUAAAGAGACAGGGACUUCGAAGGCUCCUGUUGAGAAGGGAGAGGAUAGUCUUAAGCCUCCUCUCACCGCUGAGCAGCUUAAGCUGAAGAAGAGCAGUGCAGUGAAGAGAUCAGCCAGUUUGGAGAAUGUGAAUAAGCAGCCACAGAAGAAAAUCCUUAGAAAGGCAUCAGACUCGAGUAUUGCCAAAGAGGAGAAAAUCGCGUCGCCGACAAAGAAGUUUGACCCGGUGACUUGCUUCACGCCGGGGACGCGCAUCGAGGCGCAGGAUUUCAAUAACGUGUGGCAUUCGGCAAUGGUCAUGGAGGUGGAUAAUGCCGACCGAGAAGUGCUCGUUCAUCUGGAGAUCAAGGAUCCGGAGAAGUCCACUGGGAUUGUCGACGAGUGGAUUCCAAUGGAUAGCAGUCGCUUGAGACCAAUGCAGGUGAAGAGUGAGGUUGACAAGCAGAAACCUCUGGUGACAUACACAAUUGGUGAGAAGAUUCACGCUCGUUGGAAUGAUGCUCGCAAGUUUAGGGCUACGGUUACGCAAGUUCUGGAGAACAACACUUACGAAAUACUGUUUGACGACGGCAUUUCGAAGGUGGUGACCACAAAGGAGAUGUGGAAGAUUCGUCCCAGUGUGAACAAUUUAUUUGGCAAAGCCCGUCCUCGUCCGAAGAAACGUCCAAAGCUGGGAAAAAUGCGCAUUCCGUCGCGAUACUACAGAAAGAAGGCGAGCUCUGUAAAUGAAAACGAAUGGUAUUGUCAAUGGAUUGACGAUCGACCCGUGGGCAGAGAGGGAUUCAUCGAGUGUGCGUCGGAGACUAAGAAGAGUUCAACGAUUGUGGACGAUCCGAGACUCCCUGAAGGCUGGGAGAAGCACAUCGUUGCUCGCUUCUCUGGCGUGACGAAGUGGGACGUGAUACUCGUGCACCCGAACGGGAAGAAGUUCCGCAACAAGCAGGAACUAAAGAUCUAUCUUGAAGAGACGAAUGAGUAUCAGUAUGAUCCGAAUGUGUUUGACUUUGGUAUCCACAAGAAGCGCGCUCGGUUGAUGAAAGUAUACACGUACACAGAAGAGUACAAGGCGAAAUUUGCUGAGAUGGCAAAAGCUCAACAAUUGGCCGCUCUGGAGGCGAAAUCCUUGGGGAAGGUGGAUGCAACAGUUGCUGCUGUUGUGGGGGAGCAAAUUAUCGGCGAGGGAUUUGUCUUGGUGGAUGGUCUGAAGGUGCAGAUAAUUGAGAAUUUGUUCAGAUGUCCCAAGGAGGGGUGCUUCAAAAACUUUAGGAAGGAGAAUCUCUUAAAGAUACACAUCAAGCACUAUCACGAGGAGAUUGCGAGGCAGCUUACAGCUCCGCCCACAAUGACUGACCUCGCGUACCAGAGAACAGUUUGUCAGGCCAUUGAAGAGAUCAUCCCAGAAAAGUCUCCGAGGGUGCAGCAGUUGGAGAAGAGUACACAAGACACUUCCCCGCCAAGGCUGCAGAGGAAAUCCAACACUGGGUCGAGUGGCGGGAAAGUUGGUGAGGUCAGGGUGAAACUGGAGGGCGGAUAUUUCAGACAAGGGAGUGAUAUGCAAGCGGACAUCGUGAAGAUCGAGCCAGAAAGUGUGCUGUCGAAGGAGAUGCUGGCUGAAGAGCCUCGUCGGAAGUACAGUCUUCUGGAGGAGGCACUCAAUUCCAAGGGCCCGUUGGAUAUAGGGAGGGACAGCAAAGGGCUGAAGUCACCUCUGUCUGAGCAUUCCCAGGAUGUAGAGUACACUGUGGACCCAGAGAUGCACAUCAAGACUCAUGCGGUGAGUCGACCCCAACUCCUGAAGCGCAAGAAGAGCCAUACUAAGUUCCGAGGAGUUUCCUCUUCAACGGGAUAUCGACGAAACUACGUGAAGAGGCGAUUGAUGCUGAAGAACCGCAUGGUUCUCGAAGCUAUGGGGGAUUCUGAGGAGACUCGACACUCUUUCAGUGCUGACAAUUUGUCGCAUCGACCAUCACUGAGGAGGGCCUUCGAUGAUGCUCAUGAGACAACAAAUAGUCAAACGACAACCACGGAGCACAGUCAAAGUCCGCAGUAUAUCAACGAGGGUGGGGAAUUGAUAAAGAUUGUGCGGAUGCGCCAGGAGGAGAUAAUCAACUGUCUGUGCUCCUUUUCGGAGGAGGACGGCCUCAUGAUCCAGUGUGAGCUGUGUCUGUGCUGGCAGCACGGCAUCUGUAAUGGAAUUGAGAAGGAGAGUCAAGUGCCGGAGAAGUACAUUUGCUACAUCUGUCGCAAUCCAGCUCGUGGCCGCGAGUCUAUGAAGUAUAUUCACGAUCAGGAUUGGCUGUAUGAUGGAAAACUAUCCACGACGCAGUAUCACGCGCAAAAUCCAAGUCUCUCGGAUCGCUUUGACACAUUGAAGUCCAGUCACACGCUCACGGGUAAUUUGCUGGAGUUGAAGCGCUUCAUGCACAGUCUGAAGCUGAAGAUCAACAUUGCUGAGAACAAGGAUCAUCCGAAGAUGUAUCUGUGGUCGAAGAAGUGGGAAUCGAGUCCGCCGCCAGCGGAGUCCGGCAGUCAGGUGGAGGGUGUGAAGCUGGAGGAAGGGAAGAAGGUGAAGCCAGAAGGAGGCACUGGCGUGUCGCCGCAGAAGGUGAACAAUGUGCAGCAACCCAAGAUUCCAGAGCCUGAGGCGGCCAUUGACCCGAAAGAGUGCCAACUGCGUCUUCUAGACCACAUUCAGAAGAUGCAAAGUCUGGCCAUGAUGCGACUGCAGACCAUAGACGAGGAGAUAAUGGCUUUGGAGGAGGCUGACAAGGGCUUUGCACAAAUGGAACCUGUGGACAAUUGCCCAAAGACGAAGCAGACAAUGCGAAUGCUUCUCGCAGACCUCCAGACACUCCACAAAAUCGCCAAGAUUCAAGGGUAAAUAUUCCCAGUCGUCACGUUGCUGUAUAAGAAAAAUAUUGAGAUGAAGCGCUGAAAUGGUAUUGCAUAUUCAAUUGUCAAAUACCCACGUAGCAGAUGUUCGAAAUAUAAUACAAAAUACUU
Molecule: messenger RNA, 3449 nt
Organism: Phlebotomus argentipes
Lineage: Eukaryota; Metazoa; Arthropoda; Insecta; Diptera; Psychodidae
Gene: MBD-R2
Exons: 4
Coding region: 136-3327 (1063 amino acids)
Biological process (GO): regulation of transcription by RNA polymerase II
Cellular component (GO): NSL complex
Molecular function (GO): DNA binding
Source: RefSeq, a predicted model, not a curated record